UGCCUCUCCACUUUCGUUUCGCUGGGUACUCUUAAGUAAGUUGUGGUCAGUAUGUCUGGACGUGGCAAGCAAGGCGGUAAAGCUCGCGCUAAGGCCAAGACCCGUUCUUCUCGGGCUGGGCUGCAGUUCCCUGUAGGCCGAGUGCACCGCUUACUCCGUAAGGGCAAUUAUGCCGAGAGGGUUGGGGCCGGCGCGCCGGUGUACCUGGCUGCGGUGCUGGAGUACCUGACUGCUGAGAUCCUGGAGUUGGCUGGCAAUGCGGCCCGCGACAACAAAAAGACCCGCAUCAUCCCGCGUCACCUCCAGCUGGCUAUCCGCAACGAUGAAGAGCUCAACAAGCUGCUGGGCAAAGUCACCAUCGCGCAGGGUGGUGUCUUGCCCAAUAUCCAGGCCGUGCUGCUGCCUAAGAAGACCGAGAGCCACCAUAAGGCCAAAUAAGGAGCGAGGUUGUGAAAACUGAAAAACAAAGGCUCUUUUCAGAGCCACGCUA
Molecule: messenger RNA, 490 nt
Organism: Mandrillus leucophaeus (drill)
Lineage: Eukaryota; Metazoa; Chordata; Mammalia; Primates; Cercopithecidae
Product: histone H2A type 1-H
Exons: 1
Coding region: 52-438 (128 amino acids)
Cellular component (GO): nucleosome
Molecular function (GO): structural constituent of chromatin; DNA binding; protein heterodimerization activity
Source: RefSeq, a predicted model, not a curated record